This is a messenger RNA of Phyllostomus hastatus (greater spear-nosed bat), 342 nucleotides long. RefSeq names its product binder of sperm protein homolog 1 (gene BSPH1). Gene Ontology annotation, molecular function: heparin binding. The coding region runs from base 1 to 342 and encodes 113 amino acids. The transcript has 3 exons. Gene Ontology annotation, cellular component: cell surface. The record is from RefSeq and is a predicted model, not a curated record. NCBI's taxonomy places the organism in Eukaryota, Metazoa, Chordata, Mammalia, Chiroptera, Phyllostomidae.
AUGCAGAUAUGUCCUAAGGACCAGGCAAGCUUUUCAAGCAGAACAAGAAUCAUCUGUUAUCAAGGUGGCAAGUGCGUCUUCCCCUUCUACUACAACAAAGGCAUGUUCUACGACUGCAUCGAGUUCAAGGCCAAACACAAGUGGUGCUCCUUAACGGAGACUUUCAAAGGACAUUGGAAGUACUGUUCUGAAGAAGACAUGGCCAAGUGCAUGUUUCCCUUCUGGUUCCGGCGCAUGAUCUACUGGGAAUGUACCGAAGACUCGGAGGCAACUGGGAGACCCUGGUGCUCCCUGACUCAGAAUUAUAACAAGGAUAAAGUUUGGAAAUAUUGUGAUCCAUAA